Phytophthora sojae is the source of this 1206-nucleotide messenger RNA. RefSeq lists its product as hypothetical. Gene Ontology annotation, molecular function: transmembrane transporter activity. The record is from RefSeq and is a predicted model, not a curated record. The transcript is spliced from 3 exons. Bases 1 to 1206 code for a protein of 401 amino acids. Gene Ontology annotation, cellular component: membrane. Lineage: Eukaryota; Oomycota; Peronosporomycetes; Peronosporales; Peronosporaceae. Gene Ontology annotation, biological process: transmembrane transport.
AUGUUGGCGAUGUUGUCGGUGCUUAGCGCUAUCAACCAGGGGAUUUGUUACUCGUAUGCUCCUAUCUCCAGCAUUGUCGAAGAUCGGUGGGAACAACGUCUUCCGUCGGAGCACCUCAUCACGAUCUUUUUCAUCUCGUACAUCCCGUGCUCCUUCAUCGGGUCGUGGAUAAUGGACCGGCAAGGCUUGCGCUUCGGAGUUCUACUCGGAGGAUUUUUACAAGCUGUUGGUGCGGGUUUGCGUUACUUCGCCUGCUCCUUCGAUGUUGGCGAAGUGUACGUGACGCUGUUGGGUCAAGUGCUGGCGUCGUUGGCGAUGCCGUUCAUGGUCAACUCUCCCCCGCUGCUGUCUGCGAACUGGUUCCCGGCUUCACAACGCACGACGUCGACGAGUAUCGCGGUCAACGCGAACGCUAUGGGAACUGCAUUCGUGUACCUCACCGCCCCAUUCAUCGUGCUCUCAGCGGACGACGUUCCAGACUGGAACUUGUACGUGGCGCUGGUUGCAGUGAGCUCCUGGGCGGUCGCCUACUUCUUCUUUCAAUCCUUCCCAAGAUCUGGAGCAACAGCGUCAUUCGCGUCCGACAUACAGCUCCACGACGAGUACGACUGGAAUCAGUGGACAAAUGCGUUCACGCACAGCGGCUUCUGGCACACGGUCGUGGUAUUCUCGCUGGCGGAGUGCGUACUGAACGCAAUGAGCGCGCUGUUGGGCAAGUUUCUCAGCGUCGCAGGCUUCUCGAAGGCCGAGAUCGGAGUUGUUGGCGCCACGUUUAUUGUGAGUUCACUUGUGGGCGGCCAAGUCAUCAGCCAGUACGUCGACAGGAAGCGAAACCACAAGACGGCGCUGCAGGUGUGUCUUUGGAUGACUGCUAUCGCGUUGAGUGCGUUCCGAUUGGUGCCAAAGGUUGAAGUCGACGCCUCGUUGAUUAGUCUGCUGCUUCUUGGAGCUGUGCUGGGGCCAAAUCAGCCAAUUGUGCUGGAACUUGGAGUGGAGUGUGCAUUCCCUACGAGUGAAGCGACAGUCGCUGCGCUUCAGCAGCUCUGCGGGAACUUCCUGUCGGCUGUGAUGGUCCCUGGAUUGAGCAUGCUUCGAAGAACGCACGUGGACGAGGGUGGGCAUGUGCCAACUAGGUAUUUCUACGCAUGCCCUGAGUGGAUCAUGGUGGUCAUGACGACAGGGACUUUCAUCGCGUUCUGCUUCUAG